Stylonychia lemnae is the source of this 3297-nucleotide messenger RNA. The record is from the annotation of a GenBank genome assembly. Lineage: Eukaryota; Ciliophora; Spirotrichea; Sporadotrichida; Oxytrichidae.
AUGGGCAUUAUAAAUUUGAGCAAAUAACAGUUACUAACUAUUCAUUUUCCAAAAGUUAAUAUUAAGUCUGAAUUUCAGUAUCCCUAUGAAAAUUCAUUGAUAAUCUAAAACAGCUACUUUUACAACAAUUCCGCUCGAACCAUUGGCGGUGUUUUGCUGAGUAAAAACACUAAUGUAUAUAUUAAUAACUCUUAGUUCAUCAACAGUAAGGCUUUGUAAAAUAGUGGAGGAGUUAUGUACCUUGACUGUGAAUCAGAUUAUUUUAAUGUUUGCAAAUAUUAGAUUAGUAAUUCAGAUUUUACAAAUAAUACUGCUGGUCUUGAUGGAGCUGUCAUUAAAUUCACUUAUUAUUAGCCAGAUUAUACUGAUAAUAAUACCUUUGUGAAUAAUUCAGCUUUGUAUGGGUAAAUAGAAGGAUCGUAUCCAGUUACACUUAAAUUAGUGUCAGGAGAUUUAUUACCUUAUAUCCCUUUAAAAUCUAAAGUAAGUAGGGCAUCUAUUGAAGAAAGUGAUUUCGAUUCACAAUUUAAUCUAACAACAAGUCUAGCAACUUUAAGCUCAAGCUCUAAUAGUGAUAUUCAGAUUUUAAAGUCAAAAACUGUUCAGGCAUAAGAUGGAGUAUUUAACUUUGAUGAUGUGAUUAUAAUUGCAAAACCAGGGUCAAAUAUUACUCUGAGCAUAGUAGUAGAUUCAAUAGAUAAGGUUAAAUUAAGAACUGUUCUAGGUAGAGAUGUCCAAGACAUAUAAAUAUAUGCUAAAAUGAGACUAUGUGAAAGAGGAGAAUACCAAACUCCAGAUAAUAAAUGUUCAGUUUGUUCAGAAGGAUUUUAUCAACUAUUGUCAAAUUAAAAGAAUUGCAGUGAAUGUCCAAGUAACGCAAUUUGCCAAGAAGGUUAUAAAAUUAUUACUUAAGAUGGAUUUUGGAGAAAAAAUACUGAAGAUAUACUUGUUCAUUAAUGUCCAAAUGCUUUAGCCUGUAUAUCAAAUUAUGAGCCAACCUGCGCAGCUGGCUAUGGUGGAAAUCUUUGUUAAUCAUGUGUAAUAUAUCAGAAUCAAUGGUAUUCUAGGAAUGAUCCUAAUUCUUGCGCAAAAUGCCUUGAUUUUACAGUUAAUUCCCUCAGAAUUGUAGCGUAAGCAUCUGACUAAGUCAUCUCAUAAGAUUGCUUCAUAAGAGAUACAGUCGCAGAUGUACAUCCACUAUAUGUGAAAAUAAUUCUUGCAUGUCUAUUCCCACUAGGAUGCAUUAUCCUUAUUAGUUUAUUGUGGUAUAUGGUUGGAAAACUAGCAAAAUUAAAAAAUUACUUCAAUAACAUGAUUGUUUCUCUAAUUGUACUCAUUUUUGAAAGUCAUAAUGAUAAGCAUAAAUGUUUUCUUUUCCUCAUUUAAGCCACUUUACAGAGAUUUAUGGUACUUAUUGUAUACAUCGAAAUAUUACAAAAAGUAAAGCCAUAUCAAACUGACUAAAUCAAUAAUCUUGAGUUCCUUUCAAAUAUUGCAGCUGUAAUUCUUCCUGAUUAUUUACCCACUAAACUAUAGUUUUCAACAUUUUAUGGAGGUCUAUUCUUUAUCAAUAAUGAAUUUCCUGCUUCGAUGUCAAUGAUUUUUUUCAUUUUGAUAGUACUCUUGAAUCUAAUUUUCUGGGUAUAGUGGCUAAGACAAAUGUUUUAAAAUUUUUCUGAUAAAAUUGAAUAUUUACUAAGGAAGUACAUAUUUUGCUUUGUUAAGAUAAAGAAAGGCCUCAAAUCAGAAAAUUAAGCAGAUUAAUUCUCAAUGGUGGGAAUGGAUGAUGAAUCAUACUUGAACUAAAGCUAGUUGGGUUAAGAUAAGAGUAGCUUUAAAAGUAAAAAGAGUUAGGCUGUUAGUGACUAUGUUAAAAGUAAUAGCCAAAGAACAGUUAAAACUGAUGGGAUUAUUGGCCAUAAAUCAAAAAAAUAAUCAAUAUUGCAGAAUAAGAAGGAUUAAAAGAUAUCUAAAAGCUAAAAUGCAUUUGAGAAGAUAAUCGAUAAUAGAGAAACUAACAAAACUAAGGACGAUUCUAAAUUAGAUGAAACUAAUUUUGACGGGACUAAUAACCAGCAAGAAUUAUAUAGAAGACAAAACACAAGCCUUAGAGGGAAGACUAGGAAUAAAAAGAUUAGUAGUAAAAUUAAUAUAAAUAUACCUUUAAAGGAAUAUUUACCAGUUCCAAUAUCGAUAAAUAAAAAAUAAACAAUGAAAAGUGAUAAAGUCUCUUCAGAUUAAUAAUAAGAACUUUCAAGCCCAGUAUUAAAAUAUUCUUAAGAUCAAAGAGAGAAAAAAUUUGAUCCAGAAUAGACAUAAGAUAAAUCCUUAUUUGGAGAAAUAUCAUCAAAGGACUGUUAUCGAGAUGAACCCAAAUUUUAAGUUUAGAGUGAAAAUAUUUAAUCCAAUUUUAAAGGAUUAUCUUUAAGACAAAUUGGCUAAUAGAGAACUGUUCGUAAUUAGUAAAGGGGCUAAAGAGAUGGAAAUUAGGAAAUUGUUUUCAAAGAAAAGGAAGAUUUAGAUAUUUUGGAGUCAUUUGACAAAUAUUAGCUAAUUAAUUAGUAAUUGGUAACUUUUGAUGGAGAUGGUGAAAAAAUUAAAAAAAUCACAGUUGAUCAGAGUAAUAUAAGAAUAGAAAAUUUGACAUAAUAAUUAGCACCAUAGAAGAUUAAAGCAGGAGCUCACAAGAUAUAAUCUAGAAACAUUAAAUAAAUUUUCAGUGACUCUGAGACAGAGGAGUAUGUUUCAAAGGUUUAUACAGUUAAAUCAAAACGAGGAUAAAAUACAUCAAAGAAUGACAAAAAAUCUUUAAUUCAAAAAUAAGACCACUCCCCAAAAACUGUAACAAUCAAAAUAAUGAGUGAUGGUGAGAGAAAAUUUACUGAAAAUUAAAAGGAAGAGUUGAAAGUGUAUGAUGAAGGAUAAAUUUCUCCUAGAUAAAUCAUUGAUAGAAUUUCUCCUCGAAAAGUCAUAGAUAUCUAAAAUCCCAAUCCUCUACUUUCUGAAUUUCAGCAAACAAGAAAAUUAGUUGUAUCUCCCUUAAACCUCAAAGCUUUAUUGCCUCCGGUAUAAGUAUUAUAAAAGGAAAUCGACUACAUUAAUAGCCCUCUUAAAAAUUAAUCACCUUAUCUCAAAUUGAACAUAUUGGACUCUUAAAUAACAGAAUAAAGCAAGUUUGACUCUGUUUACAAAAGAAAUAAAACUGGCCUUUACAAUUCAAUUGCCAACAUUGAAAUCAGCAGCAAUAAUAAUUCAAAUAUGGAGGACGAAAAGUUUCAAGAUAACUUAAAAUCUUGA